Molecule: messenger RNA, 1413 nt
Organism: Trypanosoma theileri
Lineage: Eukaryota; Euglenozoa; Kinetoplastea; Trypanosomatida; Trypanosomatidae
Exons: 1
Coding region: 1-1413 (470 amino acids)
Source: RefSeq, a predicted model, not a curated record
AUGUCAACGAUGUUCAUCCAACUGCGCCGUGUGGUGUACCUGUUGGUACUUUUGCAGUGGUGUGUGUGUGCGGCGUAUGCGGGGAGUGAGACAGCGGUUCCCGUAAAGGAGGAGGAGGUGAAUUGCAUGGAUGGAGUGGUUAUAAAGGACCUGGAUCAUCUCACGGAAUACAGCUCAACAAUAUACGAGCCGUUAUUAAAACAGGCGGGGAAACCGCUGGAGGCGGCAGAUGAUUGUCUGCUAACAUGGCGGUAUGACGUGAAUGUGUGUAACGAAAGUAUCACCCGUAUUGCAGACGUCGUGAACACCACUGUUCAUUUUCUUUAUGGUGUUAAGAAGAGCAAGAAACCCAAAGUGGAGAGUCUGAAAGAGGAGAAAUACCGUUGGUUGGGUCUGCUUUCUAGGGCUGUGGGUGUGGAAUUGCCGGACCCGCAGCCGAUAGAGUGCGGGGACCCAAGAGUCAAAGAAUUUAUGGAUAAUAUUAAUAAAACGGUUGGCGAAUUCAAUGAGACUGUCAAUAAUGUGUCGGAGUUAGUUAGGAAUGCGCGUGUCAGUCGGUAUUUUUGCGGGACACACCGUCAGGGUUUGGAAUUUGAGUUGGAGAAGUGGAAGAGAGCCGUCGUCGACUGGUUUUUGGACAUUGCGAAAAAAAACUCAAGCAAGGUUUGCAUGAAUGAUACAACGAGGGAAGGGGUGGCAAAGGUCGUUACGACAUACAAUAGGAUCGUUACCGCCUUGGAUGAUAUCAGUAACGCCAGUGCCGGAACGCAAGUUUGCAGGGUGAAUGCCGGGGUGAACUGGGGUAAAGAUUUGGAAGAGCUGUUGGGGUUCUUGAAAGACGAAUGUCGGGAAACGUAUGGCGAAAUGUUGAUGCCAAACGUAGAGAAGAAGGAAGUUGCGAAAGAGAAGGAUGUGAGGGGGGUUUUGAAGCCAGAGACCACAUCCACCCAUACAGGGGACUCAGAAACGGGGUCAAGGGCACAGUUCAUCAAGGGGUUUAAUGAGAGUACGGAGAAAGCGAAGCAGAGAAAGAUUGAAGAGGCAAGGAGGAGGGAAGAGGCGGAGAGAGCCGCAGUCGAGGCCAGGAUAGCUGCAGAAGAAAGGGCCAGAAAAGAGGAGGAAGCGAAAAAAGCCGCAGAAGAAAAGGCCAGAAAAGAGGAGGAGGCGAAAAGAGUUGCAGAUGAAAAGGCCAGAAAAGAGGAGGAAGCGAAAAAAGCUGCAGAAAAGGCCAGAAAAGAGGAGGAAAAGGCGAGGAAAGUCGCAGAAAGGGCGGCCAAGGAAGACGAAGCGAAACGAGCGGCUGCAGAAAAGACCAAGAAAAAGAAGGAUGGUAGCAGCAGUCCUGCAUUGGCGCACACUUCCAUUUUGCUUCUUGUUCUCUUGUGUGUUUUGGGUUGCUCUCUCAUGUGCUGA